GGAGCCAGUCAGUACACAUCAGAGCCAGAAAGACCCGUCAGACAGGUGUGAAGUCAGUGGAAAUCUGAUCAUAGACGUGUAUCCUGGGACCUUCCUGUCUGUCUGAAGAGCUACAGUGUACAAAGUCACCGAGCACAGAGCACACCUGGGUUGUACUGCAACUAUUGCCAGAAAAGAUCUAUCUUUGGGGAAACAUGGUUCCCAGGAAGGGACAGACACCUGGAGAAGGCUGUAACCAGUAACCCAGGCAUUCAAAGAUGGAGGACCAAAAGAUGCGACCUCCAGCUCGAACUCUACUGGAAUGUUCCAACGAUGACCAGCUCUGCAAGGUCCGAACUUAUGAGUAUGAGGUGAUUGUGGUUCCUGUCUUCCUAGUUGGGGUUACUAUUAUUCUGCUUGCCAUUAUUCUUUGGCUUCGGUAUCGAGGAUGGAAAUCCAGGAGGAAACAGCCCCAAGGCCAUCUGGCGCAGGAGAGCCACAGGGUUGUGAGCUCAGGGAUCUCUUUGGAAGAACCGUCAUUGGAGAAUGUGCUGAGAACAAAAGACCCCUCACUCUUGGCUUUGGAGAUACCAUCGGAGAGAAUCAGGCAACCCUCCUUGCAACAGAUUGGGGAAGGGAGGUUUGGUCCCCUUUACAAGACAGGGCUGAGGGAGCAAGAUGCUGUACCAGGAAAAGAAGUUGUCAUCAAACAACUGAAAGACAGUGCCGAGCCAAGUGAAGUCCGAGAUUUCCUGCAGAGGGCAGCAUUUCAAGCCUGGCUGGGCACACAUCCCCAUUUGGUGGAUAUUAUUGGGUGUUGCUCUGAACAGAAGCCUUUCUGUAUGGUGCUGGAGUGUGUGGAGCCCGGGUCACUUUUGCAGUUUCUCUGGGACUGUCGGAGGGAUGUUGUGUCACUGCAUGGAAUCCUCUAUGACAUUACAGAGUGCCAAGUUUACAUUAUCGCUCUACAGAUCCUGUCAGCACUGGAAUUUCUACAAGAGCGUAACCUUGUGCAUGGAGAUGUAGCAGCCCGAAAUGUUGUUAUUCAGCAUAAUUUUACCACUAAACUGACUGGACUAGGAGGAGCCUGUGAAAUGCACUCCAGAGGAUCUUUUCCCAUCCGGCGACCUACCCCUCUAAAAUGGAUGGCUCCAGAGCGCCUCCUUCAUUUGUCUGCUUCCAGCAAAUCUGAUGUAUGGUCCUUUGGAAUUCUACUUUAUGAAUUGGUAACUUUAGGUGCUCCUCCAUUCCCAGAGGUUCCUCCUUCCAGCAUCUUGCAGCAUUUGCAGCGUGGUAACAUCAUGAAGAGGCCCUCCAGCUGUAAACAGAAUUUAUACAACAUUAUGAAGUCUUGUUGGGCAUGGAAGGUAUCUGACAGAAUUUCCCUUUCUGAACUACGUAAACGCCUAGAAAAUGGGAAGAAAACAUCGAAUGAUAGGACGGUGCUGCAGGUCCCUGAGCUGGUGAUUCACGAGCUGUAUGAGGGCGUAGCUGGGACUGAACCUGUCAAAAUGGAGACUGAUUACACUGUUCUUUAACAGCAAUGCCAAUCAGAGAUUGACCUGGCUGGUUACAAAAUGACUUGAAAUUAUUUAUUUUCGUGAAUCAUCAUUUUUUUUUCUUUUUUCUUUUUAAUAUAUGAAGGGAUAUUUUUAUGUACUAUGAAAUAAGAAAGACAAAUAUAAAAAGGACUCUGAUCUAAUCAUGGGAAUGUUACAUUAACAUUUCUAAUCUUUUUUUCCAACGGUCCCUGGGCAGUGAAGAAAAGACCAUACUCCCUUCUGAAAAAUCUCUG
Nanorana parkeri is the source of this 1774-nucleotide messenger RNA. RefSeq names its product serine/threonine/tyrosine kinase 1 (gene STYK1). The coding region runs from base 258 to 1517 and encodes 419 amino acids. The transcript has 10 exons. NCBI's taxonomy places the organism in Eukaryota, Metazoa, Chordata, Amphibia, Anura, Dicroglossidae. The record is from RefSeq and is a predicted model, not a curated record. Gene Ontology annotation, cellular component: signaling receptor complex. Gene Ontology annotation, biological process: protein phosphorylation; cell surface receptor protein tyrosine kinase signaling pathway; multicellular organism development. Gene Ontology annotation, molecular function: ATP binding; transmembrane receptor protein tyrosine kinase activity.